Molecule: messenger RNA, 1083 nt
Organism: Aspergillus clavatus NRRL 1
Lineage: Eukaryota; Fungi; Ascomycota; Eurotiomycetes; Eurotiales; Aspergillaceae
Product: putative 6-hexanolactone hydrolase
Exons: 4
Coding region: 1-1083 (360 amino acids)
Molecular function (GO): hydrolase activity
Source: RefSeq, a predicted model, not a curated record
AUGACAGACAGCCCGGAUAAUGUCCGUCUCACUCUCCUAGAGAAAGCCGACCUGGUCCCCGGCUUUCUGUCUGUUCUGGGGAGUGCUCUGUACGGCGCAGUGACGGGGCUUUUUCGGGGGAGAACCGGCGCCAAAGAGUACGGCGUCCAUGUCGGACACGCGAUCGUGAGGAAGAUGGUGAUGCGGUUCUCGUCGCGGCAAAUGCAGGCCAUAGCAUUGCCCACCAGCAAAGCAUACGACGACAGCAUGAGCAAGCAGGGUCUCCGACCACAGACCGUGACGCUCGACCACGGCGCGCGCGGCCACUGGAUCGGAAACCCGAAUGCGAAGAAUGUAGUCAUCUAUUACCACGGCGGCGGCUUCGCACUCGCCGGCACCCCCGCGCACUUCGACCUCUUCACCCAGCUCAUCGCAGACCUCAACGCCAACGGCCACGAUGUAGCCUUCUUCUUCCUCGCAUACACGCUCACCCCCCACGCAGUAUACCCCACGCAGCUGCAGCAAGCCAUCGCAGCCCUGCGAUACAUCCUCACGCAAACCCACCGCUCCCCGUCGAACGUGAUCAUCGGCGGCGACUCCGCAGGCGGGAACCUUGCCCUCGCAACGCUGCUGCACCUGCUCCACCCGCAUCCCGAGAUCAAACCCCUUGAGCUCUCGGCCCCGCUGGCGGGGGUCUUCGGGUUCGCGCCGUGGGUCAGCUUCGCCGCCGACGGGGCCUCGACGGAAUUCAACAGGUACAAGGACCUGAUCCCCAAGGAGGCGCUGACGAUGUGGGCGUCGGCGUAUCUGGGCGGGAACCUGAAGCUGAGCGAUGCGUGGAGCGAGCCGGCGCUGGCGCCUGUGGAGUGGUGGGCGGGUGCUGCGGAGAAGACGGCGCGGGUGCUUAUCCUGGCGGGACGGGAUGAGCUUCUGUUUUCGAUGAUUGAUGAGUUUGUGGCGCGGUUCAAGACGGUGGUGCCGGAAACUACCUAUGUCGUGGGAUAUGGCGAGACGCAUGUUGAUGCCGUCUACAGUAGCUCGCUGAAGAGCACGGAGAGCCAGCAGGGGAAAGAGUUGAAGAGAUGGUUGAGUGCUCGUUUAUAA